GUAGUGUCAUGAUUCUUUCAUAACACCACCACCUAAUAUACUAAUUUUAAAGACCUCUUCUCUUCUCUUCCUCAGUUCCUCUCAAAACAUACAUAAUUCGUGUUUUUUCCAUUUCAGUCCUUUCCAUCCCCAUUCACGAAGAAACCCACAGACCUGUUCCAGAGAUCAUCACGAGUUAACCGUCGCUGUUCUCCACUAAUCCAAUCAGCCUCUCCGCCCCGCUCUCUCUGCAUUUCUAGGGUUUUCUUCAUUAGCUCCACCUGAAUCAGAAAAUUCUCCAGUGGUUUUGUGAUUGUUUUCGUGGGACUCUGGGCAUUUUUCAAAGAAUGAGUCUUCGUUAGUUUGGGAGUAGUUUUGAAUUUGAAUUUGAUUUUGAGAUAAAUAAGGUGGUUUGUGUUUUGAUUGUAGAGAUGAGUGUGGUUGGGUUUGAUAUUGGGAACGAGAAUUGUGUAAUUUCUGCUGCAAAACACCGGGGAAUUGACGUUUUAUUGAAUGAAGAAUCCAAUCGUGAAACACCAGCUGUGGUGUCGUUUGGUGAGAAACAGCGGUUCAUGGGAGCAGCUGGGGUUGCUUCAGCGAUGAUGCACCCUAAAUCUACAAUAUCUCAAGUUAAGAGAUUGAUUGGUUUGAAUUUCAGUGAGCCAGAUAUUCAAAAUGAACUCCGGGUUUUUCCUUUCAAGACUUCAGAAGGUCCGGAUGGUGGGAUUUUGAUUCAUCUACAAUAUUUGAGUGAGAGCCUGACACUAACUCCGAUUCAGAUAUUGGCAAUGCUCUUCUCGCAUUUGAAAGAGAUAGCAGAGAAAAAUCUGGAAACAGCUGUUUCAGACUGUGUGAUUGGUAUUCCGUCGUAUUUCUCAGAUUUGCAGAGACAUGCUUAUUUGAAUGCUGCAGAGAUAGCUGGAUUGAAAACAUUAAGAUUGAUGCAUGAUGGUACUGCCACGGCUCUUGGGUACGGGAUUUACAGGACGGAUUCAUCUGAAUCCGGUCCUACUCAUGUUGUUUUUAUUGACAUAGGUCAUUGUGACACUCAAGUUACAGUUGCAUCCUUUGAGGCUGGCCAGAUGAAGAUUUUAUCUCAUGCGUUUGACAAAAGCUUGGGUGGUAGAGACUUUGAUGAGGUUUUGUUCAAUUAUUUCGCUGUACAGUUUAAGGAGCAGUACCACAUCGAUGUCUAUUCUAAUGCGAGGGCUUGUAUUAGACUUAGGACAGCGUGUGAGAAGCUAAAGAAGGUCCUAAGUGCAAAUGCUGAGGCUCCUCUGAAUAUUGAGUGCUUAAUGGAUGAGAAGGAUGUGAAAGGUUUUAUUAAGAGAGAAGAGUUUGAAAAGCUGUCGAUGGGUUUGUUGGAGAGGAUGAGGCUCCCUUGUAAUAAAGCUUUGGUGGAUGCUGGUCUGACGCUAGACAUGAUCAAUUCGGUUGAGCUUGUUGGAUCUGGGUCUCGGGUACCAGCUAUUACGCGAAUGCUGACUUCUUUCUUUAACAGAGAGCCUCGCAGAACGCUGAAUGCAAGCGAAUGUGUUGCGCGUGGAUGUGCUCUUCAGUGUGCUAUGCUUAGUCCAACAUUCAGAGUUAGAGAUUAUGAGGUUCAAGAUUCAUUUCCUUUUUCCAUUGGAUUCUCAACGGAGGAAGGUCCUGUUUGCACUCUGUCAAAUGGGAUGCUGUUCCCCAAAGGUCAACCAGUUCCAAGUAUGAAAGUUUUAACUGUUCAUCGAUCUAGCACAUUUCGACUGGAAGCAUUCUAUGCUGAUCAAAAUGAAUUACCUUCUGGUGUUUCUCCUCAAAUUAGCUGUUUCACGAUUGGCCCUUUCCAAGUUUCCCAUACCGAAAAAGCUAAAGUUAAAGUCAGGGUUCAGUUAAAUAUUCAUGGGAUUGUUUCUUUAGAAUCAGCAUGCUUGGUAGAGGAACAGGUAGACGAUUCUGCCACCAGAGGCAACAGGCAUUCGAGCGUAGACAAGGUGGAACCUGGCAAUACUUCUCGAGUUUCUUCUGAUGCUGUACAUAGUCAUGCUGAAGAUGGUAGCUCGCUGCAGCCUGAAUCUUCACCUAUGUCCUCUAGUGACGGGACUAGGAAAAAAAGGUCAUCUAGACGGCUUGAGAUACCAGUUAGUGAGAACGUGUAUGGUGGGAUGACCAAGGCUGAUGUAUUGAAAGCUCAAGAAAGAGAAGUUCAACUGACACAGCAGGAUAGAAUCAUGGAACAAACGAAAGACAGGAAAAACGCCCUGGAAUCUUAUGUUUAUGACACCCGUAAUAAGCUUUUCAAUACGUAUAAGAGCUUCGCAACAGAUUCAGAGCGAGAAGGGAUCUCUACAAACUUACAGCAGACAGAGGAAUGGCUGUACGAGGAUGGGGAUGAUGAGUCUGAAAGAGUAUAUACUGGAAAACUGGAGGAUCUUAAAAAGUUGGUGGAUCCUAUUGAAAGUCGAUACAAGGAUGAAGAAGCUAGAGCCCAGGCUACAAGGGAUUUGUUGAAGUGCAUUGUGGAGUACAGGAUGGCUGUCAAGUCACUUCCUACUUGUGAUAGAGAUGUGGUCAUUAAUGAGUGCAACAAAGCAGAGCAGUGGCUCAGGGAUAGAACUCAACAGCAGGAUUCGUUACCCAAGAACACCGAUCCGCUACUGUGGUCAAAUGAAAUCAAGGCAAAGGCAGAGGCUCUAGACAUGACGUGUAAACACAUUCUGAGAUCAAAGGCUUCCCCUCCAAGGCCAGAAGACAACCAAGGCCCGGAUGUACCACAUACAGCUGAUAACAUGCACACGGAUUAAGGUGGUGGUGCCACCACUCUUCCCUUAGUAAAUUCUCUUGCCCUUUUCCGUUGACAUAAAUACUAGUGAUUGUUACAUUCAUAUUUUUGUAAACACUGUUGAGAUAAAACACUAACCAGUUGAUAUUGAUAUUUCACCUGCGGUUGCUUGUUUGAAAUCAAGAUUUUGGCCUUGCUAUGGCUCUUUAUAUGAUGCAGGAAAUGUACAUGCCUGUUGUUAGAAUCAUAUCAUUGAGGGCAAUUAGUCUAUCAAUAAAAUUUUUCUCUUUUUGGGCA
Papaver somniferum (opium poppy) is the source of this 3037-nucleotide messenger RNA. RefSeq names its product heat shock 70 kDa protein 16-like. NCBI's taxonomy places the organism in Eukaryota, Viridiplantae, Streptophyta, Magnoliopsida, Ranunculales, Papaveraceae. Gene Ontology annotation, biological process: protein folding. The record is from RefSeq and is a predicted model, not a curated record. Bases 411 to 2762 code for a protein of 783 amino acids. Gene Ontology annotation, molecular function: ATP binding; ATP-dependent protein folding chaperone. The transcript has 10 exons. Gene Ontology annotation, cellular component: nucleus; cytosol.